CACGCCAAAGGCCAAGGGGCGGGCUUGACUCUGCGGAAGAGCGAGGAUAGACCCAGGCCCAAGCGGAGCUCUCUGGGAUAGCUGGCGACUAGCAGGAUGGGCAGCAGCUCGCUGUCGGAGGAUUAUCGCCUGUGCCUGGAGCGCGAGCUGCGGCGCGGCCGCGCGGGGGUCUGCGGCGACCCCUCGCUGCGCGCGGUGCUCUGGCAGAUUCUGGUGGAGGACUUCGACCUGCACGGGGCGCUGCAGGACGACGCGCUGGCGUUGUUCACUGAUGGCCUGUGGGGCCGAGCUGACCUGGCACCAGCCCUCCGCGACCUGGCCCGCGCCUUCGAGCUCCUGGAGCUGGCCGCCGUGCACCUGUACCUGCUGCCCUGGAGAAAGGAGUUCACCACUAUCAAGACCUUCUCAGGGGGCUAUGUGCACGUGCUGAAGGGGGUACUCUCUGAAGAACUCCUGACUCGAAGCUUCCAGAAGAUGGGCUACGUGCGCAGGGACAACCACCGCCUAAUGGUGACCACCCCGCCCCCUGCCUGCCAGCUGAUACAGGUGGCCCUGGGCUGCUUUGCCCUCCGGCUGGAGUGUGAGAUCCUAGGUGAGGUGCUGACUCAGCUGGGUACCAGCGUGCUUCCGGCUGAGGAGCUGCUCCGAGCCCGCCGGGCUAGUGGGGACGUAGCCUCCUGUGUAGCCUGGCUGCAGCAGCGGCUGGCCCAAGAUGAGGAGCCACCACCCCUGCCCCCUCGGGGCACGUCUGCCGCUUACGGGGCCUCGGUGGACCUGUAUCAGGACCUGCAGGAAGAUGAGAGCUCAGAGGCCAGUCUGUACGGUGAGCCUUCCCCGGGGCUGGACUCGCCUCCUGUGGAACUGGCUUACAGGCCACCACUCUGGGAGCAGAGUGCCAAACUAUGGGGCUCUGGAAGCCAGCCCUGGGAAGCACCAGCUGAUGAUAUGCAUCGGGCCAGUAGCCCGCCAUAUGGGGCUCUGGAAGAGGAGCUGGAGCCAGAACCCUCUGCUUUCUCCUUCCUCUCUCUGCGCCGUGAGCUGAGUCAGUCAGGGGACUUAGCUCCUCCAGAAUCCCCUUCGAGCCCUGGGCAAGCCAGCCCCCGACACAGGCAAGCAGAAGGAGCAGCACCCUCGGCCUAUGGGCCUGCUGUGGAGCCUUUGAGCUACCAGGCACACAGUUGCCUGAGCCCUGGCAACCUGCCCACCCUUUGCUGUGACACCUGUCGCCAGCUACACGCCACCCACUGCACAGCCCUCUCUGCCUGCCGCCCAACUCAUUCACUGCGCAUACUUCUUGGUGACAACCAGAGACGCCUGUGGCUGCAACGAGCACAGGUGGAUAACCUGCUCUAUGACAGUUCUGGGGCCCAUCCCUAGGCCCAGAUGGACCCCAAGAGUUUUGGGGACCGUUUCCAUGGUGCUUCUUUUGGAAAAGGGCCCAGGCCACUGGCUGGCCCUCCUAUUCCCCAGGGGAGUCCGGGACCUGCAGCUGAAAGAGGGUAGAGCCUUCACAGAAGGCUCUUGCCUGGUGCUGUCUCGCCUGGUGCAGCAGGCCGAGCUCAGUCAACAAGAUCCUUCCCUCAUGUCCCUAUCCUCAUGCCCAGAUGAGCUGGGUGGACACGUCCAGGUUCUCUUGUGUUAUAGUACCCAAACUCAGAGGGACUCCGCCCUCCCAACUGCCUGAGGCUCCCUACCUGAUCCCUGUAGACUGUGGUUGAGGAUGUGUAUGUCCCUCUCUCCACGUGCAGAAAAAUCCUCACCCUGGAACUUGCAGGUGACAUGGAAUCCCCGAGUUAGCUUUGGGCCAUGUGGGAGGGUCUGACAGAGCAGAGCUUGCUUAGCUGUGAGGACCCCGGUUCACCUCUGCUGUUACCAAGGAGGCACAGAACUGCAAAAAUGGUAGGAGGCGCAUUCGCAGGCAGUGGGAGGAACUGUCCCCCUACCCAGCAGGAAUGAUUCUCAGCCAUCAGCUGCCUACCCGCCAAAGGGGAGGUGAGCAUGUACAGGCCAAAAAGCAGCCCACACCCACAUAGCUCAUUCUGGGUACAGUUAACCAGAUAUACCCUCAUCGCCCAGGGGGUGGCCCAGGACCCCUCAUUGGGGUCCCUAAACUGCUAAUGUUCAGGAAGGGUUGGGUUUUCAUCAACCACUUGGAGGCUCAGGCAGAGAUCACCACUCUGCAACACUUCCUCUGGUGUCACCGUCAAUCAAGCCUGUUCCUUCUCCUCAUGCAGGCCCUCAGAGGACACUGUCCCCCUCAGCCAACCCUGUUCCUUCUCCUCAUGCAGGCCCUCAGAGGACACUGUCUAUGUUGCAUGGAUCGAAACCCCACAGUACAUUAAAGGAUUGCCAAACUGUC
Messenger RNA from Apodemus sylvaticus (European woodmouse), 2359 nucleotides. It is a transcript of the gene Spata2l, whose product is annotated as spermatogenesis associated 2 like. Gene Ontology annotation, cellular component: cytoplasm. The coding region runs from base 97 to 1377 and encodes 426 amino acids. The transcript has 3 exons. Lineage: Eukaryota; Metazoa; Chordata; Mammalia; Rodentia; Muridae. The record is from RefSeq and is a predicted model, not a curated record.